Chenopodium quinoa (quinoa) is the source of this 1886-nucleotide messenger RNA. RefSeq names its product tetraspanin-10-like. Gene Ontology annotation, cellular component: plasmodesma; plasma membrane. The record is from RefSeq and is a predicted model, not a curated record. Bases 708 to 1511 code for a protein of 267 amino acids. Gene Ontology annotation, biological process: auxin-activated signaling pathway. Lineage: Eukaryota; Viridiplantae; Streptophyta; Magnoliopsida; Caryophyllales; Amaranthaceae. The transcript is spliced from 11 exons.
ACCUCAUACGACUAAAGUUUUCCAAACUUGUUAAGGAUAAUCUUAAUCAUCAUUAAAGGUAUUAUGUAUAAUUUUAAGCAAAAAAAAUCAGUUCGGUCCAAGACCGGUUCUAUAUGGUCUUGGAGCGGACCGGAAAAUAAAUUUCUCGGCUCGGAGACCGGAUCGAUUGAUUUGGUUUGGUCUGGUUCGGGGUCGGUCUGGACUGGUCUGAUCUAUUUUUCAGUCCGGAUUAAUUUUUAAACACCCCUAGCGUUCGUUAGCAAGAUUCUUAUUAUAGAUCAAUUAAAAUACUCCGUAUCCAUAUAUAAAAAAUCAAUCAAGAUUCAAGACAUUUAACAAAUCGGACUUACCCUCAUUAACAAAAAACACACAGUCCCGUCAAAAAAAAAAAAAAAACAAAAAAAAACAAAAACAAAAAAACACAUCUAGAUUCUAGAUGUACCAUUCCCGCUAUUAAUAUAAUGACUAAAAUACCCAUACUUCCAAAUUCCUUAACAUACCCCUUUGUUGUUCCUUCUAAGUUCCAAGUUACAGACUUCUACUUGCAGUACAAUGCAAGCGCCAUCAAACAACAAGAAAACAAGUUGAAAAAAUUUAAUUUUUUUUUGGAUCCAUCUCAAUUUCUAUUCUAAUCUCUUCUAUUCAACUUAUAAUUUAAUUAACUCAACGGCUUCUUUCCAUUUUCUCUCUCUUCUGUUUCAGAGAAGAUGGGUUCUGAAGGUGCAGGAACUAGCACCUUUGUCAUUAAAUGGAUCAACUUUCUCACCACGCUUAUAGCAUUGGGAGUAAUUGGAUUUGGAAUAUGGAUGAGCAGUCAUACUGAUGGUUGCAGAAAAUCUCUCACUUUUCCUGUUCUAGGCCUUGGUGCUAUCAUACUUGUAGUAUCAUUAAUUGGGUUAGUGGGAGCCUGGAAGAACAACUCAAUCUUAUUAUGGAUUUACUUGAUACUGUUAUGUUUGAUACUCAUCGCCAUUUUGAUCUUCACCGUAUUGGCAUUUAUUGUGACAAAUAAUGGAUCAGGACACAAGGUGGCUGGAUUAAGAUAUAAGGAGUAUCAACUGCAUGAUUACAGUUCGUGGUUUCUGAAGGAACUAAAUAAUACCCAUAACUGGAAGAAUUUGAAGGCCUGUCUUGUGAAAUCGAAGGACUGUGCUAAUCUGUCCAAGAAGUACAAGACUUUGAAGAAGUAUAAAGCAGCAAAACUGACCCCUAUUGAGGCUGGUUGUUGCAGGCCGCCAUCUGAGUGUGACUAUCCUGCUGUCAAUGCUUCAUACUAUGAUCUGAGCUAUCAUCCGGCUAGUUUUAACAAAGAUUGCAAGUUGUACAAGAACAAGAAGACCAUUAGAUGCUACAAUUGUGAUUCCUGCAAGGCAGGAGUUGCUCAGUACAUGAAAACUGAGUGGAGGGUGGUUGCAAUAUUCAAUGUAGUCCUUUUCGUUGUUUUGUCAAUAGUGUACUUUGUGGGAUGCUGUGCAAGGCGAAAUGCGGCCUCUAGUUGCUCGAAAGGUUGAUGAAAAGACCGUGAUCAGUUACAGGAAUUGAACAAGAACACAAUCAAGCUUUAUAUUGUGAAGAUUUGAGAAAUCUUUUCAUUUGAUGUAUAAUUGUUCUCGCUUAGUAUAUUAGGCUCAUUCAAAACACUCUAACCAUUAUUUUAGGGAAAAAAAUUGAGAGAAAUGACUAAUUUACUAAGAUUAUAGAUCAAGGGUAUUGAUCUUAGUAUUUCAAUGGCUACAUUAAACUUAUAGUCGUAAAAUUUUCCAUCACUGUAUUAUUCUUUCGCCUUUGUUCUUUUGGGCAUCCAUUAUGUGUUAAAUUCAUUGUUCACUGUGGUGUUCUCUUUUCCAUAUGCUACAUUAUUUAGGGAAAGGGUGCGAAAAUUUUAG